AAUUUUCUUCUUUCAUGGGGAGAAAGGAAAUAAAAGAGAAAAAGCAAGCUAAUCAGGAUGGAUGAGUUCACACACACGCAUAUACAUAAAAACAGAGAAAGGAAGUAAAAUCCGAAACAAAUUUCCAGCGUUCCCCACUUUCACGUGAGUGCUACUACAAAACCAGCUGCUUCGCACUACUUUCUACCACUAGCCAUCACCACUACUACCACUACUUACUACCACACUCUCACUCUUUUUCAUUCACACACAACUCACUCAACUCCUUUCCUCUUUUUCUUACCAGUUUCCACAACAUGUUUCUGUUUUCACAUUUCCAUCUCUAACCAAAAAAUCUAACCCAAACCAUGCUUCGUUUAAUACUAUUUCUCUUCACCUUCACACUAUCUUCCUCCUCAAACUCAACCCUUCCUCAAGACGCCAUUUCCCUACUCUCCUUCAAACAAACCGCCGACCAAACCAACAAACUCCUCUACACACUCAACGAGCCCUACGACUACUGCCAAUGGCAAGGCGUCAAAUGCGCACAAGGCAGAGUCGUACGCUUCGUCCUCCAAAGCUUCUCUCUAACCGGUUUUUUCCCUCCCAACACCCUAACCCGCCUCGACCAACUCCGAGUCUUGAGCCUCCGUAACAACUCCUUAUCCGGACCCAUCCCGGAUCUCUCACCACUCAUCAACCUCAAAUCACUCUUCCUCGACCGGAACAACUUCUCCGGUUCGUUUCCUCCUUCCAUUCUCUUCCUCCACCGCCUCAUUACACUUUCCCUCUCUCAUAACAACCUCACCGGUUCACUUCCGGUUCAGUUAACUCUCCUCGACCGUCUCAUUUCCCUUCGGCUCGACUCAAACUCAUUCACCGGUCCUCUUCCUCCGCUCAACCAAACCGAAUUAAAAAUAUUUAAUAUCUCCGCCAAUAACCUCACCGGUCCGGUUCCUGUCACUGAAACUCUCACACGGUUCAAACCGGCGCUGUUUUCCGAGAACCCGGGUCUUUGCGGUGAGAUUAUUCAUAAACAAUGCGGUCAUCGUUCUAGAUUCUUCGGUUCAUCAAACGCCACCGGUUCUUCCUCCGCACCGUUGAGUCAGAGCGAGGAAUCGCAAGGUAUCGUGGUGGUUCCUUCUUCUUACAAGGAAAAUAACCAUAAAAAAACCGGUUUGGUUUUCGGGUUAAUAGUUGGUAUUGCGAUUCUCUUAGUUAUUACGGUAAUUAUAAUCGGGUUAGUUAGAAAACAGAACACCGGGACAAAAUCGAAAUCGGAAUCCGAACCAUCGGCGUCGGAAACUCUACCGGCGGUAGCGGGAUUGGAAGUGAGAACCGAAGUGGAAGCCGUUACGAAGGUGAAGAUGAUGGAGGAAGCGCAUAGGAGUGGGAAGUUAGUGUUCUGCUGUGGGGAGGUGCAGGAGUAUACGCUGGAGCAGCUGAUGAGAGCUUCGGCGGAGCUUUUGGGAAGAGGGAGUGUGGGGACCACUUACAAGGCGGUGAUGGAUUCGAAGGUGAUAUUGACGGUGAAGAGGUUGGAUGCUGGAAAAAGUGGUGUGACGAGUGGGGAAGAUUUUCAGAAGCAUAUGGAGAUUGUGGGGAGACUGCGGCAUCCUAAUUUGGUUCCUUUGAAGGCUUUCUUUCAAGCGAAAGGAGAGAGGCUUGUUAUCUAUGAUUUUCAACCUAAUGGAAGCCUCUUCAAUCUUGUUCAUGGUUCAAGAUCGGCGAGAGCAAAGCCGCUGCAUUGGACAUCAUGCUUAAAAAUAGCAGAAGAUGUAGCUCAUGGACUUGCUUAUAUACAUCAAGUUUCGUCUUUGGUUCAUGGCAAUUUAAAAUCCUCUAAUGUUCUUCUUGGAGGAGACUUUGAAGCUUGCAUAACAGACUAUUGUUUGGCCUUCCUUAUAGAUUCUUCAUUACCCGAUGAUCCUGAUUCUGCAGCCUACAAAGCUCCAGAGGUUCGAAAGUCUUACCGCAGGGUGAGUUCAAAGUCUGAUGUGUAUGCUUUUGGUGUGCUGCUGUUGGAGCUUUUGACGGGAAAACAUCCUUCCAAACACCCUUUCCUUGCGCCAAGGGAAUUACAAGAUUGGGUUAGAGCAAUGAGGGAUGAUGAUUUUAGCGAAGAUAACCGGCUAGAAAUGCUCACCGAGGUUGCCAGUAUUUGCAGUGCGUCUUCACCGGAGCAGAGGCCAGCUAUGUGGCAAGUUCUUAAGAUGAUACAAGGAAUAAAGGAUAGUAUUUCAAUGGAGGAUACUGAACUCACUGGACUGACAUAGUUUGUGUUCAAAUUUGAUUGGAUUUUAUGCAGAGAAAACAAUCACAUCAAGUUUAAAGAUUGCUCUUGGGGAAAGUCACUUUGCAUGUCAAGUUUAAAGAUUAAACACCAUUUUUUGAGGGAAUCUCCACGAGUUAUUCAGCAAAUCAUGAGGAAUCGUUGUUGAUUUUUAGUGGGCGUGUUAUACUAGUCAUAUAACACGAGAAAAUGAAAUUUAUAUAAAUGUAUUUUAGCUUAAUUCAAAUUUUACUCGGUUAAUAUCUGACAUGUAACGAAUGCUUGUAUUUAAGCUUGAUGGGUAAAGAAUAUUCAGGCGUAAAUGUGUACAAAAGCAUGAACAUAUCGGUUCUAGUAAUUCAGCACUCCUAAAAUUUCUUAUAGGUAAUAUAAAGUAAGAGCCAUAAGAUAAAGGAAGCAAAAAGAAGUGAGAGUUAGAGA
Messenger RNA from Vicia villosa (hairy vetch), 2692 nucleotides. Its product is annotated as probable inactive receptor kinase At5g67200. Gene Ontology annotation, biological process: protein phosphorylation. The transcript has 2 exons. The record is from RefSeq and is a predicted model, not a curated record. Gene Ontology annotation, molecular function: ATP binding; protein binding; protein kinase activity. Lineage: Eukaryota; Viridiplantae; Streptophyta; Magnoliopsida; Fabales; Fabaceae. The coding region runs from base 348 to 2255 and encodes 635 amino acids.